Molecule: messenger RNA, 1262 nt
Organism: Belonocnema kinseyi
Lineage: Eukaryota; Metazoa; Arthropoda; Insecta; Hymenoptera; Cynipidae
Product: zinc finger protein 572-like
Exons: 2
Coding region: 154-1116 (320 amino acids)
Source: RefSeq, a predicted model, not a curated record
UUGAUCCGUUUUGUAACAAAAUACAAUGAACAAUACGAACGAAUUUAAUCGUUAUUUAACGAUAUUUAAAAUUUAGGUAGCAGCGUUAUAUGGAAGCACUGCAGUUGAAAUAUAAUUUAAUUUUAAGAAGGUUUUUAAAUAUUAACACCUAAAAUGGACAACGAAAAUAAUACAAAACCGGAGUUUGUGUCAGUAGGCAUGGAAGGUGUCUUUAUCAAAUAUGAACCUACAGAAUACGAAUCAGUAGACGAGGAGAAUUUGUUCAACAAAGAGAGCAAUGAUCUUCCAAAAAAUAAAGCAGCUUAUUCAGCAGCAAGCAAGUUUGAAACCCACGUUAAUUCACACUCAAAUACCGAGCCUUUCGAGUGUGACAUUUGUAAAAAAACAUUCAAAAAUCGUCAUAAUGUAAGAAAACAUAUACAUGACCAUAUAGAAAGUGGAGGAUCUCACAAGUGUCCAGUUUGUGCCGAAAGUUUCCAGAAUCCCCUCAGCUUAAGAAUACACAUGCGCCUUCAUUUAGAAAAUUACGAUAACGAAUGUGUCGUUUGCCACAAGAGAUUUUCAACAACAAGCAAUUUAGUGCGGCACAUGUUCAGCCACGGGGAAAAAUCUUUUCAGUGUGACAUUUGUUCCAAAGGUUUUUUGAAACCGGAUGCUUUGGCAAAUCAUAAAAGGAUCCACUUGGACGAAGAGGAACGUAAACUGCUCUAUAAGUGUAAAUUGUGUGAUAAGGGCUUCAUUAAGAAAUAUAAGCUUGUUCAACACAUGCUUUGUCACAGCAGAGAAAAACCUGUUGAGUGUGAAAUUUGUAAAAAAAUAUUCAAAUAUAGAACAUGUCUGUCAAAGCACAAACGACUUCAUCCGGGCCAGAAAGAGGCACAAAGUGAAGACAAUCAUUCUGAUCAAAUUUCAAGAGAUGAAAAACAAAAAGUGGAUUUUGUUCUCAUUGGAAUUAAGAGUGAAAUAGCAGAUGAAGAUAGAAAUUUAGAUUCCCGAAAGGAAUACGUAGUGAGUUCAAGUGGAAACUCGAAGUUAUUUUCUGUCGAAAAGAAACCUUGUGAUAUAUUAAAUUUAAAUUCUGAAAUCGAAUUUCAAGAUGUGAAGAUAGAAAAAUAAGUGGAAGAAUAAGCAAUGAAUCGAGAAGUAUAUUUUAGUAUUUGGACAAAAUUCGCAUCAAAUCUUUGACUAAUAGUUUAUUAUUUUUAAAUACAUAGAAAUCCAAUUGAUAUUUUUGUAAUUUUGUAUAUAUUGAAUCUGUUAUG